Messenger RNA from Colletotrichum chrysophilum, 771 nucleotides. RefSeq lists its product as uncharacterized. Lineage: Eukaryota; Fungi; Ascomycota; Sordariomycetes; Glomerellales; Glomerellaceae. Gene Ontology annotation, molecular function: D-amino-acid oxidase activity; FAD binding. The record is from RefSeq and is a predicted model, not a curated record. The transcript is spliced from 2 exons. The coding region runs from base 1 to 771 and encodes 256 amino acids.
AUGGCUUCCGUCACGAUUCUUGGAGCCGGUGUCACGGGUAUGGCUAUUGCUAGUCAGCUUGCCACUCAUCACGAUGUAACGAUUGUGGGGGACAUUCUUCCCGGAGACGCUCUUACCACGGAUUGGGCCUCGCCAUGGGCUGGAGCCUGCUGGGUUGGCGUGCACACGUCGAGUGAAGAAGACAAGAAAACUCAAUUGGACUCUCUUGCAGUUCUCUUGAAGCUUGCCAGGACGUACCCUGAAACGGAAUCAGGCGUCAGGAUAACGAAGAUGACUGAAAUCCUUGAAUACGGUUCUCCGGAGGACAUUUGGUACCGGCACUACGUUCCCAACUUCCGGUUGCUUGAAAAAUCAGAGAUGCCUCCCCGAGCAGUUUUUGGUAUGGAAUACACGACAGUGUGCAUCUCGCCGCCGGUGUUUCUCACAUGGAUGAGAUCUAGACUAGAGGCCAAGGGGGUCCGAUUUGUGCGAGCGCGUAUUACUUCGCUCAGAGAUUUGAAGAUCUUCAAAUCCGAUGUGUUGGUGAACGCCGCUGGGGCACGAGUGCGGGAUCUGACGGAAGUUCGAGACACCUCGCUCGUACCAUAUCGUCUGCAGUCCAUUCUACUGGACAAGACCUGGGAUCAGUGUUACAUUUACCGGGGUCUGGAUGGGUUUUAUUUCAACAUGUUCGGACGACCUGAUAGCGCCACAUAUGUCGGCGGCAUCAAGUUGCUCAACAGCGAAGACCGCACGGUUUAUGCUGCUGACAGACAGACGGUAAGAUUCUAG